Molecule: messenger RNA, 2360 nt
Organism: Bemisia tabaci
Lineage: Eukaryota; Metazoa; Arthropoda; Insecta; Hemiptera; Aleyrodidae
Source: RefSeq, a predicted model, not a curated record
GAGCGGCCGCCGGUGGGCGCGCCGAUGACGUCACUGCUGCGCCUGGACGGAUCGGCCUCCCCGCGCGCGCCCAGCGCCCCCGCGCCCGCGCCGACCUCCGGAGGGCGGCUGCCCGCCAAGCCGGGGCCGGCCGGCUCCUCCGGCUCCACGACGGUGGCGCCGCCUAGCGCCCUCCCGCCGUGCGCCGUCGCCGACCUCCAGCUCGACCUCCAGCUCGCCUCCUGCGACCUCGGCGACGUGGAGCUCUUCCGCGGCUACCCCCCGCAGCUCCUCGAUCUCGCCUCCUUCGUCUGCAUCAUGUUCAUGUGCGUCGGGGUCCCCGGCAACCUCAUCACCGUCGCCGCCCUCUUCAAGUGCCGAAAGGUGCGAAAUGCGACUGCAGUGUUCAUAAUCAAUCUGAGCAUAAGUGACCUGAUGUUCUGCUGCUUCAACUUGCCCUUAGCUGCCUCGACGUUCUGGUUCCGCUCGUGGAAGCACGGAGAGCUCCUCUGCCAACUGUUCCCGUUCCUCCGCUACGGGCUUCUCGCCGUCUCCCUCUUCACCGUCCUUGCCAUCACCAUCAACCGAUACAUCAUGAUCAGCCACCCUGACCUCUAUCCUAAGAUUUACAGUGCGAAAAACCUUGUGCUGAUGGUGGGCAGUACGUGGCUCCUGGGGUUCGGGGCGUUGGUGCCAACGUGGCGGGGCAAGUGGGGUCAGUUCGGGCUCGACCCCACGGUGGGGUCCUGCUCCAUCCUGCCCGACGCCUGGGGUCACUCGCCCAAGCAGUUCCUCUUUCUGACGGCUUUCGUCAUCCCUUGCGUGUGCAUCGUUUCGUGCUAUGCUCGGAUCUAUUUCAUCGUUCGCCUCACCACCGUCAACUCCCGACAAUCCCGCAAAACCAGCAAGGUGAGCUACUAUGCGGGGAAGCACGGGAAGGCGGAAAUGCGGAAGCUUCGGCCGAACUUCUCGACGGACGACUCGGCGAUCGGGACUUCGAGCUGCUCAGCGCCCUCCUGCUCCACCGAGAGGACCACCGACAACUCGCAGGCCCAGUCGGAACUCUCCCGCGACGUUGUCCUCCACAUGAUGACCCUCCCUCACCCACACCCACACCCCCACCCCCACCCGCAUCCCCCGCCUAACCCCAACUACUUGUUACCACCUUCCUCGCAUCGAUACAAGAUGACCAUUCUCCCGGAUCCAUCUUCGUCAUCUGGUAUCGACGGUGGGGUGGAGCUCGACGACGGGGUAUCGUCGGGGACCUCGGCGUGCAGCAGCCGGGCGACGUCGCCCUCAGCGGCGCCGCACAAGAAGCGGACCUCGUUCGGGGGUCGACGGCUGUCGUCGAUGCGGGGCGCCCUCUUCCGGCGCAACUCCCUCGCUCGCCACCCCUCCUUCCGGCGCCGCAGCCAGGCCCCCGGCUCCCCGGGCAAGAUGAGCGCCAAAGACCGCAAGCUCCUCAAGAUGAUCCUCGUCAUCUUCGGUGCCUUCGUCAUCUGCUACCUGCCCAUCACCGUCUCCAAGAUGCUCCAGUCUUUCGACGAGUAUCACUACCUCCACGUCGGCGGAUACAUGCUGAUAUACUUGACCACAUGCAUAAAUCCAAUUAUCUACGUGGUUAUGAGCUCAGAGUACCGACAAGCCUACAAAAAUCUCCUGUUUUGCAGAGGGUACACUGAGACUCAGCCAAUCAGGACCGUAGGCUUCUACAGAAAAAGUUUCCAGCGGGCCUGACAUCCGCCUAUAGUCGAAGAGAAACGACAGAAAGCGAGGGAUACAGACAGCGGACAUACCCCAGAUCUAUGUUUUUAGAGAAAUAAUUUAGUAACUCGUUGAAUAUAAGUACAGGUGGUUCUUUUGAGAGCGGAACAUGUUUGUAAUUACUAGAAUUUUAUUCUUUGAGAUGACAAUUUUGCUGUUGAUGUUACUUGUGCACUGCCAUGCAGGCCUGUAUCGAUUGUUUUUUUUUGUCAAGAAAAAAGAGGAAGAGUUAAUUGAACAGUGUGAUCAUGCAGAUAAGUACAAGUAGACUCAGUUUUAUCUUAGUUUUAUCGUAAAAGCGGUGGUGAUAUAAAUUUGGUAAAUCUAUACCUCGUAUAUUUAAUUGUUAACCUUACAUCAUUGAGACUACUAAUACUUUUACGUGUGAUUUGAAUUGAGAUAAAGCAAAUUUUGUUUGUCAUUGAAAGACAAGAUUAUUUUAAAUAUUGAAAUUUAUUUUAAUUGAUAAGAAGUUGACCUAAUUAUACUAAUUCAAAAACUAGACUUUAAUCACUGUCAAAAGAAACAAAAUGAGGAAAUUGAAGUAAUUUCUUUCCUCUAAAAUGGUAGAUGCCGAUAGUUUAAACCUCGAUUGCUUCGAUUUAAAUCGAUUGUUA